This is a messenger RNA of Mugil cephalus (flathead mullet), 2165 nucleotides long. It is a transcript of the gene vsig8a, whose product is annotated as V-set and immunoglobulin domain containing 8a. Bases 607 to 1863 code for a protein of 418 amino acids. The transcript is spliced from 9 exons. The record is from RefSeq and is a predicted model, not a curated record. NCBI's taxonomy places the organism in Eukaryota, Metazoa, Chordata, Actinopteri, Mugiliformes, Mugilidae.
GCUCUUGUCCCUCCAGGUGAUUAUUAAUGUGACAAGAAGCAGACAUGGCGCCUUAAUUGAGUUGGGAAGCAAAGGUAACACAAUCGAAGACAGACGUUGUAAAAUGGUUUUCUCGUGAGCUAUGCCCCAUGCAAUAUAAAAAGACAGUCGGCGUAGCACUUGGAGAAACAGUUAUACCGUGCGUGAAAAAUACUUGUGGGACAAUGUGAAAAAAACUCAUUUAUGUCAUUUAUAGCGUUAACCUAUAGUCUGCCUCUUAGUUGGAGCGCAGCUAGCGGCUAAGCGGCUAACGGCGGACACAGGUGCAGCGCUCGUUAACUAAUUCUCAGCUCCCUGCUGCUGCUGCUGCUGUUACCCGGAGCCAUGUCACUGCAAACUCCACCAGAGUGUCGGCUCUACCACGUUAGUUUACAAACCACAUUCGUCUAAUUUCAAACACCAUGGUAUACACUGCCGGCGCUCACUGUUGUCCCUUGACUUCACUGAAGCUUUCAAACAUUUCUUCUCUCGACGCUCCCCUUUCCGUCUCACUCAACAUCAUGGAGUCACGGGAAGGCCCAGUUACUGCAGCUGGCUUUCAAGAGAAAACUUACCGCGACUGCACUAAUGAGUGGAAAGAUGAUAUCUUCACACAGCUCAACCCAGAUAUCGCCCGCCUUCAGCUAUUUCAAGGGUAAAACUGGUGUAGGCGUUGUCCAUUCGGAAGGCUUCAUGCUAAUGAGGAAGAAGUUGAGGAGGAGCUCAAGAUUAAACAAAAGCACCAGGAACAAUAUGUACGCACCAAGCUGCACUCAUCUGAGGACAUCUCUUGGCCUCAGCCACCCAUCGUCGUUCUCUGUCAUCCUGUUAUGCGUGGCAACUUUCUGGAGCACGGCGCUAAGACGUACACAAGCGAUGCAGGUGACAUCCACAGGGCCGCACACCGUCCAGAAGGCAGAGGGAGAGACAGUGACUUUGGACUGCAGCUACACACAGAGUCCUUCUGACACUGGAGAACUUGACAUUGAAUGGUCUGUGGUCAGUCCUGACACCACGCAGAAAGAUCAAAUGCUUUUGUCCUAUACAGGCGGCACUAAAUACCUCCAUGGUAACUCGGCACUUGUGAAAGGUCUCAGCUUUGCCGCCGCUGACCCUUCAGUGGGCGAUGCUUCACUCUCAAUUACUGCGCUGGCCCCCGCUCAUUCCGCUACCUACCAGUGUAAAGUGAAGAAGUCGCCUGGAGUGGACAUGCUCAAGAUGUCACUGGUGGUAAUGGUGAAACCUUCUAUACCCAGGUGCUGGGUGGAAGGAGGGGAUCUGGUUGGCGAGGCCGUGUCGCUGCGCUGCGAGUCUGCCAAAGGCUCCACUCCCUUAAAGUACACAUGGAGGAGAGGCGGUGUUGGCCCCAUCCCCGCUGCAGCCACGCAGAACAGUGCGACCGGGGUGCUGAAGAUCAGCAACCACUCUCAGAGCUUCGCAGGAAUCUACCUUUGUGAAGUGAGCAAUGCUGUCGGAGUUGAACGCUGCAGGAUCGACCUGAAAGCCAACAAACCUCCUAACAGAGCCGCAGUGAUAGUUGGCACAGUUGUGGGCUCCCUGCUCCUCAUCUUCAUCCUCCUGGUCUUCAUCGUGCUUCUCUACUGGAAGCUGAGGGAGAGACGUCGCUAUGAGAAGGAGUUCUCCAAUGAGAUCAGGGAGGACGCUCCGCCUCCCGACAGCCGCCCGGUCAGUCGCCACACCAGCCGGAGUAGCAGCCAGCGGCCGCAGGUGACUCACUGUCAGGUGGACAGGGCAGAGGUGAGCUCUCUGAGCGGAGGAUACGCACACACACCGGUCACAUACGCUCCAGUGGAACGUGACGGCAGGUAUGGAUAUGCAGUGUGACCGUCGGCAACGAGGUCUGAACCCACAGGCUUUUAUCUCCAACGUUUGAACGGAAGCUUCAGGGCCGUUAGGAAAAACUGAGAAUUCAGAGCAGCAGCAACCGUUUAAUUAAGUGAAUUCAGAGCUGUGCGGCGUGUGAUGUGUGAUAACAUUGUACAAAGUGAUUGUUUCAAGAUAAUCUCAGCGACAGGAAGUACUUUAUUGCCUGACUAAUUGUACUAAAAUGUAGGAGAAUGUCGCUGUCUGUACAGCAAAUCUGCAAAACUAACAAAUAUAUAAAUGGAAUCGUAUUCUGGAAUUUA